Molecule: messenger RNA, 246 nt
Organism: Colletotrichum orchidophilum
Lineage: Eukaryota; Fungi; Ascomycota; Sordariomycetes; Glomerellales; Glomerellaceae
Exons: 1
Coding region: 1-246 (81 amino acids)
Source: RefSeq, a predicted model, not a curated record
AUGUACAUACUAUACCUUAGUACCCAACCUGCCAUCUGCCAUCUGCUACCGGCUCCGAUAUUCGAGACAACGUCCACCCCUCCCUGUCCACUUCCACCUGAACCAUCCCUCCUUCGCAUCCCCAAUCAAAUUUGGCACUCUGCACGCUGCAUACUAUGUACUGAUCGUCACUGGUUAGCAGUUAGAGAGAAGACACAGAGAGGGAUAGCCGGCAGCACAAUGAAGCCCUUUUGGUUUUCACCGUAA